Molecule: messenger RNA, 552 nt
Organism: Zingiber officinale
Lineage: Eukaryota; Viridiplantae; Streptophyta; Magnoliopsida; Zingiberales; Zingiberaceae
Exons: 3
Coding region: 1-552 (183 amino acids)
Source: RefSeq, a predicted model, not a curated record
AUGACUUUGUCUAAUAGAAAGCAAACAGUUUGUGCAGAUAUUAGAUUAGCAAUUUGUUUGGUUGAAGGAAGAUUACGCUGCUACGGGGACUGUAUCUACAUGGCAAAUGGCAACCCUCUUGCUGCUGCGGCGUCGUCCUCACCGUGCGCCCUUGUUCCUCGUGCGAAAAACCUUCGACGACUAGCUAGUCGCAUUGGUAUUUUGUCGUCGUCGCCACUGUCCUUGCCCAUUUUUGCCGCUCCGGUGUUCCUCGUCCUUGCCCCUCGCCGUCGCGACGCUGGAUCUGCGCUGUGGUUCCGUCGAAGCUGUCCUUGCCUCUGCGCUGUUAUUCCACCGAAACUAGGCAGAUCCUCGCGCCCCUCACCGUCGCGACGCUGGAUCUGCGCUGUGGUUCCGCCGAAGCUGUCCUUGCCGCUGCGCUGUUGUUCCGCCGAAAUUAGGCAGAUCCUCGCGCCCCUCGCCAUCUCUCUGCGCCAUUGUUCUCGCUGCCAACCUCACGCCACGAAGCCCCUCUCUGAAACUUGCAAAACUUCGACUGACAAUCUAUGGUAA